UCAGCUUCGGCACAAUUUGCUGGUGACCCGACAAAUGCUCAGGCUCUACAGGGCUAUCAACAGGUAAUGGCCAUGAUGCAACAGGCAGGGGGCUUCAUGUCAUUUGCCUAUCCUGGCAUGACGGCACCAAUUAUGCCACCCCCGGUGUCGACUCCAUCAACUUUCGUUCCAAGGAUUGUCCCUGUGCGCCCGGUAAAUUUGACAGGGAUCAUGAACGAGGCAGCGCCCUCAAAUGUUCACAAGGUGGACGAGGUGGAGCAAGAGGUGGCCCGCAGAAGGAAGGGUAAGGCUAUAGCCAAGCCCAGCAAAACUCGAGAUUCGGCGUUCAAACGCCUAGGGGACAAAGAGGAUGGACCCCGCAAGGAAUCUGAGACGAUUCACCUAGACGAGGAGGAAGCUGAAAGUCAGCCCAGGGCAUCGGCAUAUACCAGGCUCUCGUAUGAUGAGGAUGACCUGGACAAGAUAGGAAGCGUAACAAGAAAGCUACGUGCCCUGGAGGAAAAGGUGGAAGAGAAGGUGGGAGCAAAGAAGCACACCCUGGCCAAAUCACCCUUUUCGGCCAGGGUACAUGCACAAAAAUUGAGGCGGAAGGUCAAGCUGGACGUGGAGAAAUUCACUGGAAAGGAGGAUCCAAAUGUCCACCUUGACACCUUCCACAAUGUAGCACAGAUGGCCGGGUGCACUGAUGCUGAGGAGUGCUUACUCUUCUUCUCAUCCUUGAGAGGGAGGUCUGUGGAAUGGUUUAACAGCCUUCCCCAUGGCAGGAUUGGGUCUUUUGAAAAACUUGCCGAAGUUUUCCGCAAGAAGUACCAAGACAACUGCAUUAAGAGGAAGAAGUUUACCUACCUUAACACGGUAGGGCAGAGGGAGAAGGAGUCCUUGACUCAAUUCUUAACCCGCUGGAGGGACGAGGUUGACAAGGUAGAAGAGAUGGAUGAUAAGACGGCCAUGUCUUUACUGAUGAAUGUCUUCCGGUCGGGUGACCUCUACACUGAAUUCUGUAGGAGGCCACCCUCCUCUUAUCAGGAAGCCUACAAUACGGCAUGGGAGUAUGCCGAGGCGGAGGUCCUAAACAAAAGCAAGCAGGAACUCGAGGAAGGCUAUACACGGGUGAAAACCGAUAGGCCGAAGAAAGAUGACCAGAGGGGAGGGUCUAAGCCGAGUGCCACAUAUGAUGGGUCUGUUCAUCAAAUAAGGGAUGAGAAGAAAGGAGAACAACCCAAGCGUCCUUGGAUAGAAAAGUGGUGCACCUACCACCAAUCCGACUCUCACAACACGACAGAUUGCCGGAAUUCGACCGAAAGCGUUGACCAAUACCAUGCAACUCUGCUAUCAAAGUGCAUCAAAUCCAAAAACCUGAAGCUGGGAAGAACACUGCAUUCCCUUUUCAUCAAAACCGCUCUAAAUCUCAACACCUUUCUGGCCAACCGCGCCAUUGACAUGUACGCCAAAUGCGACUCCAUAGACUCUGCCCAGGCCGUUUUUGAUGAGCUCCCCCACAGGAACACUCACUCCUGGAACACCAUCAUCUCUGCUCAUUCAAGAUUUGGCCGCUUCGGACAUGCUCACCUGCUGCUCGACGAAAUGCCUGAACCAAAUGUCGUGAGCUAUAACAGCGUCAUUUCGACCUUGAAUCGACAUGGGUAUUAUAGACAAUCUAUCUACAUGUUUAGGAGAAUGCAAGAAGUAAUCUUGUUGGGUGGGGAGAAGUUGGUUAUGGAUGAGGUUACUGUUGUGGGCGUGGUGAAUGCUUGUGCUCGUUUGAGGGCUGGCUACUGGUUGAGACAAACACACGGCGCGGCUCUUGUGGCAGGUUUGCAGUUGAAUGGCGUGGUUUGUAAUUCUAUGAUUGAUGCUUAUGGGGAAUGCGGUGAACCCGAGAUUUCAUAUUUGAUAUUCAGUCGGAUGAAUGAGAGAGACGUUGUGUCAUGGACAUCAAUGGUUGUUGCUUAUGCGAGGGCAUCUAGAAUGGUGGAUGCUGAGGGGAUUUUUGAUCAGAUGCCGGUGAGGAAUGCAGUCUCUUGGACUGCUCUCAUCGCGGGGUUCGUGCAAAAUGGAAGAGGAGAUAGAGCUUUGAAUGUCUUUUCAGAAAUGCAGGAAGCGAGGAUUAGGCCUAAUGAUUUCACCUAUGUCUGUGCUCUUGGUGCUUGUGCAGAUUUAGCACUGGUAGAGAAAGGGAAGCAACUUCACGGGCACAUCUUAAGGCGUGGGAGUUGCUUCAACAAUGUGUGUGUAGUUAAUGCUCUGGUGGAUGUAUACUGUAAAUGUGGUGAUACAACAUCUGCCCUAACCCUGUUUGAGAACUCUACUGAGAAGGACAUUGUCACUUGGAAUUCAAUGAUUACCGGUUUUGCCCAAAAUGGGCAAGGAAAGGUUUCACUCGCCUUAUUCAACAGAAUGAUAGGAUCUGGUGUUACCCCAAACCAUGUCACAUUUCUUGGGGUUUUAGCAGCAUGUAGCCACUCGGGAUUAGAAACCGAAGGGCUUCAAAUUCUUCACAGGAUGGAAAAGGAUUUUGGUGUGCAGCCACAGCUGGAUCACUACUCAAUCUUGAUUGACUUGCUUGGACGAAAGAACAGGCUUAGAGAAGCCAUGGAGUUGCUUGAGAAAUCUCCUGAUGGCUGCUCAGACCAUGUUGGAAUGUGGGGCGCACUCUUUGGUGCUUGCAGGGUACAUGGGAACAUGGAGCUGGCUAGGAGGGCAGCGAAAAGGCUUCUUCUGCUUGAGCCUGAAAACACCGGCAGGUAUGUGAUGCUGGCCAACGUAUAUGCUGAAGCUGGGAGGUGGGAAGAUGCAGGUCAAGUACGCAGAUACAUGGACGAAAAGGGCUUGCAGAAAGAAGUGGCCUAUAGUUGGAUUGAGGUUAGAGAUACUCGGCAUGAAUUUGUGGCCAGAGACAAGUCCCACACACACAUGGAGGACAUAACCGAUUUGCUUACUGGACUCAUUGAUCAGAUGAAAGACGUGGGAUAUGUUCCCCACGUUGAUCACUCGUUUCUGCCAUGAAAUGGACACACAUCUAUGCGGUUGGGCAUCUUUUGGAAACCUUGGGAAUCCCAUUGUAUCUCCAUAUUUCCCCAGUUGGUAUGGUAG
Cuscuta campestris is the source of this 3093-nucleotide messenger RNA. NCBI's taxonomy places the organism in Eukaryota, Viridiplantae, Streptophyta, Magnoliopsida, Solanales, Convolvulaceae. The record is from the annotation of a GenBank genome assembly.